Mercenaria mercenaria is the source of this 2463-nucleotide messenger RNA. RefSeq lists its product as uncharacterized. The record is from RefSeq and is a predicted model, not a curated record. The coding region runs from base 1 to 1191 and encodes 396 amino acids. NCBI's taxonomy places the organism in Eukaryota, Metazoa, Mollusca, Bivalvia, Venerida, Veneridae. The transcript is spliced from 3 exons.
AUGCAUAUAAUUGCAUUCCACAUUGAGGCUACCAAGAUAUCACCAUAUGAGCUCAUGUUUGGACGCAAACCAAAGUUACCCAUCGAUGCUACAUUUGAAAAGGCCAGAGAAGACAGUACGCGAAAACCUACUCAGGAAUAUAUAAAUGAUCUGAAGGAAAGAACGGAGAAAACAAGAAAGAUUGUCGAAUCACAUAUAGAUAAGGCAAAGUCUAAACAGAAGAAGUAUUAUGACAGAAAAGCAAAAGCUGCACAAAUAAGUAAAGGAGACAAGGUUUUAGUAAAGAAACUAGCAUUUGAAGGCAAACACAAAAUUCAGGAUAAAUUUGAAGAAGGUGAAUACUUAGUUAUUGAUCAACCAAGACCUGAUAUCCCUGUCUUUAAAGUAAAAUCGACAAAAGAUGACAGAGAAAAGACUUUACACCGUAAUCAUUUAAUUCUGGUACACAGUCAGGAUACUGAAGAAGAAGAUAAUGGAGAUAAGGUUACAGAGGACACUGUAGAAAUAGUAAAAGACCCAUCUGAGGAGAAACUGAGAGAUGAAAAUAAGGAAAGCGACGUCGCAAGACUUGAAGAGUCUGAAAGUGAUGAGGAGUAUGAAUUUAUACCAAGUAUAAGUCGGUGUGGGGACGCCCAUAAUCCCAACACUGGAGGACAAUCCGAAGAAAGUGUUACAGAAACUGGCUUCAAAGAAGUUGCAGUAGAUACAGUUAUGGAAGAAGGAGAUGGAACAUAUGGUAAUGAUGAAAGUGUUUUACAUAGUCAUCAAGAUGAAGGAUUAGUAGAGGAAGGACAAGGUGUCCAGGGAUAUCAGGCAGAAGAACAGAGUGAUACAGAACAUACUGAUAGUCAAAUGUUAGAACCAGAACCAUCUAAAGAAGAAGAAAUAGAAGUCACACAGAAGAAUGAUAAUACAGAAACAAAGAUAAUUCAUCAAACAGAAGAAACAGACAACACAACAGAAGUAAAGGAUAUAGAAAAAGCACCAACCAUGAAAACACCUACUGUACCAAGACGACCAACUAGAGAAAGGAAACUUCCAAAACAUUUUGAAGACUUUCACAUGUACAGGAUGGUGGCAAGGCCAGUAGACACAAAACUACAAGCUCUGGAUGCUCUGAUGAAGUCAGGUGCCUUAACCGAGAUGGACAGUGACACAGCACAUAAACUAAUUGUAUCACUGAUGAAGUAAUCUGUUGUGUUUAUUAUGUGUUUCAUGUGCCACUUAUGUAUUAUAUGUGUUUCAUGUGUCACUUAUGUAAAUAAACAUGAUAUGAGAAAUAAUUAUGAAACAAUUAAAAGAACUGUGUGGUCACAGUUUACUUAUGCAGGGGGAGAAACAGUAUAAAUUAAAUUUUGAUCACAAAUUUUAAAUAUUGAUAUGUGUAUUAAAUAUAUAUUUAUAUUAUUAUUCAAGUAUGGCUUAUAUUACUAAAAUUAUAAGAGCUAUAACUCCUAAUAUUUAAGUGGUUAUAAUGUAUAUGUGUUAACUAUCAUAUGUUAACAGUAGAAUGCCAUAUAUAAUAUUAUAUGAAAGUUAUUUGCUAGUUUGUAAAUAUGUGAAGAGAUAUGGAGGUAAUUUUGGAGAUAGUAUGGUGUAAAUUUUUUACUGACUGAUUUAGACUGGUAAUGACGGGACGUCAUUUCAGAAGGUGGGGGAGUGUGUAGCCGGAUUGAAUUUUGGUGAUUAAAAGUCUUUUGGAUGAUUUUAGUACAUUUGUGUAAAUAUUAACCGCGAAAAAGGCGUCACGUGAUUUCAGUUAAGAAGGGAAGACAUGUUUUAUAAGAGAAGUGAUUUUAUAGUAAAUUAUGAGAAAUAAUAAGGGUUCACAGCUAACCUGUCACAACCAUCACUGGAGAGAGCAGAGAAUUACAAGAGACAUUGUUGUGUUGUGUGUGAGUGAAAGCCAUUCAUUUCUAUAAAUUGGAUGGAAUUAUCAUUCUAUCACGGUCAACGUUAGAUGAUAAGGAAAACGUCUGAGAAAUGCACUGUAGAGAACUGUAUGUGCAUAUGUGGACUUUGUGGUGUUAUGGACAUAUUAGAAAGUUUGGGUUUUCUUGAUUAUAACAGGAACUCUGAAUGAACUAUAAGUAGAGACCGUAUCAUAGCUCUUCGCAUACUUUGAUUUUUCAAACUAAAGUGAUUUUUACAAGUGCACCGGUUACGAUAAAAAUGUAAACAACGGACUCUGUCUAUAGAACUUUGAAAUGAAUGAAUGACAGUCGAUCUUAGUCAUAAUACUGACUGACAGUGAAUGCUAAUGAUUCCAUGUGUUGCAGAAAGGUAUUUAGUUUGUAACUGUAAUUUCCCAUCAAUUGAAAUCCUCUCAAAACUGGUAAAAUAAUUACUUAUAUUUGGACAAAACUCACCGUCUUUGCCGUUCGACAGCUGCAAAAAGGGCAAAUAUAAAAGAUUCAGUGUAAGUAAUAUUUCACUGGUACUACCAGUUUAGUAAGUUCAUAC